AUGCUCGGGAAUAAAGGAUCCCUUUCGCAACAGAUCAACCUUGCCACCGGCAUACCUACAGAGAUAUUCUGGAAGAAAAGGUCUUUCCUCUCGUACGGCGUUGACAACCCAAUGUCCUGGGCACGAAAGCGGCAAACUAAGCGCGAAGAAGACGCAGCGUAUUGUCUCUUUGGCAUCUUUGAUAUCCAGUAG
Messenger RNA from Alternaria arborescens, 192 nucleotides. RefSeq lists its product as hypothetical. The transcript has a single exon. The coding region runs from base 1 to 192 and encodes 63 amino acids. The record is from RefSeq and is a predicted model, not a curated record. Lineage: Eukaryota; Fungi; Ascomycota; Dothideomycetes; Pleosporales; Pleosporaceae.